Vicia villosa (hairy vetch) is the source of this 771-nucleotide messenger RNA. Its product is annotated as AAA-ATPase At3g50940-like. The record is from RefSeq and is a predicted model, not a curated record. Bases 1 to 771 code for a protein of 256 amino acids. The transcript has a single exon. Lineage: Eukaryota; Viridiplantae; Streptophyta; Magnoliopsida; Fabales; Fabaceae.
AUGACUGAAAUCAGGAAAAUGUUUGAUACCAAAGCUCUUGUACCUGCAAUAACCUCAAUUGUGCUAAUGCGGACUAUCACAAAUGAACUCAUUCCUCAUGAGCUUCUACAUUUUAUUCAAUUAGGAAUUCAUCAUCUUUUUCGUCAAUUUUCCGGGCAAUUUACGGUAGUCAUUGAAGAAUUUCAAGGGAUGGCAAGAAACCAAGUUUUUGAGGCUGCGGAAACCUACCUAGGAACUAAAGCAACUGUCUCAGUAGAUAGAGUUAAAGUAAGCAAAUCUGAGGAUCAUAAAAAUCUUUCAUUCAAUAUUGAUAGAAAUGAAGAAGUUAGUGAUGUUUUUGAAGGUGUUAGUGUAAAGUGGAAACUAGUUUGCAUAUCGGUGGACCCCUCGAGGAUUCGACAUUACGAUCAUGACUCCUCAUCUAUCGCAGAAAUAAGAUCCUAUGAACUAACUUUUCACAAGAAACAAAAAAACAAGAUCUUCGAUUCGUAUUUGCCUUAUGUAAUGGAGGUAGCUCAACAGAUUAAACAAGGAGACAUGGCGAUAAAGAUUCACUCGAAUGAAUCUUAUCGCUGGCGUCGUGAACCUGUUAAGUUCAACCAUCCAAUGAGUUUCAACACUCUUGCAAUUGAUGAAAAGCUCCAAAGGGAAAUUGUGAAGGAUUUGGACAAAUUUGUGAAGGCUAGAGAGUUUUAUAGAAGAACUGGGAAAGCUUGGAAACGCGGUUACUUGUUGUAUGGUCCUCCUGGCAGUGGCGGAGGGAGAGUAUAA